GUCGGAGUGUUCACGAGUGGAGAGAAAUCAAUCAAUCAAUCACAGAUCUGUUUUCGCAUCUGCAUCUUCUUCGAAGGAUCAAACACCAUGGCGAUCCCCUUAGCUAAGCUUCUGAUCUCCGCCGUUGCGGUUUUCAUGCUCGUCUCCGCUUCGUUCGCGACCUCGGAAAUGCCGUUCAUGGUGGUUCACAAGAAAGCUACUCUCAACAGGCUCAAAUCUGGCGCCGAGCGCGUCCUCGUUUCCUUCGAUAUCUACAAUCAAGGAUCUGCGGCGGCGUAUGAUGUGACUCUGACUGAUAAUACCUGGGAUAAGAAAACUUUUGAAGUUGUUAAUGGAAACACUUCAAGAACAUGGGAGAGACUUGAUGCAGGAGGUAUUCUGUCUCAUUCUUUCGAAUUAGAGGCCAAGGUUAAAGGACGCUUCCAUGGUGCUCCUGCUCUCGUUACUUUCCGCAUCCCCACAAAGGCAGCUCUACAGCAAGCGUACUCAACUCCAUUACUACCUCUAGACAUCCUCGAAGACGUGCCUCCAACAGACCUGCUUGCUCUGGCAAAGAGGGUACUGGCAAAAUACGGAUCACUUGUUUCAGUGAUCUCCAUGGUGGUUUUGUUCGUACACUUGGUAGCAACACCUUCAUCGAAGUCCAAUGCAGCAAAAGGGAGCAGCAAGAAGAAACGCUAAAUUAGUGAAACUAUGGUGAGAAAGGUUUGCGUGGUGCUUUGUUGUGUUUAGCAGUUAAGCACAGUUUCAGAACUUGUACGAAUUAGAGAAUAUACUUUAAUUUUGGUGUUUUAGAGGACUAUCUUAAAGAGUUAUUUUGGUUUUGCGUGAUAAGAGCAUAGUCAUGAAGGUCUUUCUUUUACUUUCAUUCUGUCUCCUGCUUCAUAUGGCUUAGUCUGCACUCUCUUCUGCAUAGUCAUGAAGUUCUCUU
Brassica rapa (field mustard) is the source of this 931-nucleotide messenger RNA. Its product is annotated as translocon-associated protein subunit beta. Gene Ontology annotation, cellular component: endoplasmic reticulum. Lineage: Eukaryota; Viridiplantae; Streptophyta; Magnoliopsida; Brassicales; Brassicaceae. The record is from RefSeq and is a predicted model, not a curated record.